GUAAAAGCAGACCAAGUCUAUACAGCCCAUUCAAAACAUAUUAUCGCAUCUAUAAUGGUCGCAUAGCAUUAGAAACACCAAUAAUUGUUAUUUGAUAAUGUGAAUCUAUAUAGAUUAUAAAACUGCACUUUAGAUUUUAUUGAUACAGUUGAAGAGCGUUCCUCUUUUGUUUGAAUUAGUGGGUCGGUGCUUUACAAACGUGGUGCUCCCCUCGUGGCUAAGGCUUAUUGCAGCUCACGUUUAUAAUUAUGUCCAAAAGCGAGUUAGCAUGUGUUUACGCCGCCUUGAUGUUAGCUGACGAUGAUAUCGACGUUACAGCUGACAAAAUAAAUACCAUCCUGAAGGCUGCUAACAUCAAGUUUGUUGAAUCGUAUCUUCCCAAUCUUUUUGCAACGGCUCUAAACGGAAAGAAUGUCAAAGAUCUGCUCAUGUCAAUGGGGUCUGCUGCACCUGCUGCUGCUGCCCCAACUUCGGCUCCAGCGGCAGUAGCCAACGGUGGUGCCGAAAAGGGAAAAGAACCUGCAAAAGAAGAAAAGAAACCAGUUUCAGAUGACGAUUCUGAUGAAUCGAUGGGCUUUGACUUGUUUGGUUGAUUUAAUCUUAUGUACAGAAUAUAUUGGAUACACACAUGA
Molecule: messenger RNA, 632 nt
Organism: Schistosoma margrebowiei
Lineage: Eukaryota; Metazoa; Platyhelminthes; Trematoda; Strigeidida; Schistosomatidae
Source: the annotation of a GenBank genome assembly